UUAAGAAAGGUCAAUAGUCAUAAUAACUAAAAAUUUAAAUAAAAAAGUAGCGAAUAAAUCAAAUAUAUAAUGUAAAGAAAAAGAGGUGCAGCUUCAUUGCUUGUUAGGCAAUCGUAAAAUCUACCUAGAAGAUCAUGUAGAUUCUUUGUUGAGAUCUGUCAGAUCUUGCUUUCCCGAUUGUCAAAAAUCGUAUCUUCCCCAACUUAUCUCUUUUCAUUUAAAAGUCUCACAACCAUUCGGUUGUUUUCAUCUCUCCAUAACCGAACUUGUCAAUUUCUUCUUCUUCUUCAUAGAAUCAUGGCUCAAUUUCAUGUGCUUGCGGUUGAUGACAGCAUCAUUGACAGAAAGUUAAUUGAGACCCUUCUCAAGACUUCUUCCUAUCAAGUUACAGCAGUUGAUUCAGGAAAUAAGGCCUUAGAGUUUCUGGGUUUAUGUGACAGUGAAGAUGAUAGUUCAGUUGUUAUUCCAAGUUUGAUCAUUACAGAUUACUCUAUGCCUGGAAUGACUGGCUAUGAUCUCCUCAGAAAGAUCAAGAAGUCUAAAAAUCUCAAAGAUGUACCAGUUGUUAUUAUGUCUUCAGAGAAUGUUCCAUCAAGAAUCAACAGAUGCUUGGAGGAAGGGGCGGAAGAAUUCUUUUUGAAGCCAGUGCAGUUGUCAGAUGUGAAUAAGCUUAAGCCUCAUGUGUUAAAGGGUUGCAGUACAAAGAAUCAUGAAGAAGAAGAGCCCAAAAUCUUCAAAAGAAAAACCAUCAGUAGCAUGAGAAAAAACCUUUCACCCAGUAAAGCAACAAAAAUAUGCAAGGUUUUGGAAGUGAUCUAAGAAUGAGACACUCUUAUGUGUUUUCCAAUUGGGAUAUAGUUAUAUAUUUAUUAUAUAUACCCCCAAGCUCUUUCCAAGCGGGAGAAGCAGCACCUUCACUCGAAAAGAGCUAUGCUGCUACAAAGAAGAUGACGUUGUCGACCUUAACAAAGUCUUAUAUAUGUUCAACAAAAGCUUGAGCUGAAUCUGUGGAGCCUGGGAUGUAGCAGGUGGCAUUAAUUAGUACUUGAAAUCAUUGAGUUUUCAAGAAAAUUUGAUAAAUUGACACGUUGCUGCCUAAUAUGAUUAUUUGCCGCCGGUAAAGGCCAAAGCCAAAGAAUUCAAGAGUUUCAAUGUUCAACACAUAAUUUGUUGAACUUAUUUCGAGAUCUACUAGGGAGAAAUUAUACGAGGACAUGACCUGUUUCAAGCUAGCUUUAUUUCUAGCCAGCGUUGUGUAAGGCCUAUUUCAAGAUAAAUUCAUUAGAACAAUGCCUCUGGACUUACACUCACAUAUAUUAAUGUGUGUGUUUUUUAUCAUUUAAUUGUCAUAUUAUUCCAAUUAAUUUUUUAUUUUUAUUUUCUGUUUA
Humulus lupulus (European hop) is the source of this 1388-nucleotide messenger RNA. RefSeq names its product two-component response regulator ORR9-like. The record is from RefSeq and is a predicted model, not a curated record. The coding region runs from base 298 to 819 and encodes 173 amino acids. Gene Ontology annotation, biological process: cytokinin-activated signaling pathway; phosphorelay signal transduction system. The transcript is spliced from 4 exons. Lineage: Eukaryota; Viridiplantae; Streptophyta; Magnoliopsida; Rosales; Cannabaceae.